This is a messenger RNA of Salarias fasciatus (jewelled blenny), 2051 nucleotides long. RefSeq names its product zinc finger protein 70-like. The record is from RefSeq and is a predicted model, not a curated record. The coding region runs from base 313 to 1710 and encodes 465 amino acids. Gene Ontology annotation, biological process: regulation of DNA-templated transcription. The transcript is spliced from 2 exons. NCBI's taxonomy places the organism in Eukaryota, Metazoa, Chordata, Actinopteri, Blenniiformes, Blenniidae. Gene Ontology annotation, molecular function: RNA polymerase II cis-regulatory region sequence-specific DNA binding; DNA-binding transcription factor activity, RNA polymerase II-specific.
CCAGAUUUAAAGUAGGCAGAUGUGAUGUCGGGAAGCUGAGGAGUUUGGUAUCGAUGCGCACAUCCCGUCCUCCGCCUCCAUCAGCGACUCCAUACUGUCCUGUACCGAGUAGCUUUAGCUUUUUGUCUGCAACAAAUCAUUGCAAUGGUUUUAAAAGGCCAAAUGUAUUCAUUUCAGGAUCGGAGGGUGUCCGGCUGCGACCUGCUGCUGCGGCAGUAAUAUCCUGAGGAUCAAACCGGAGCUGGUGGAAAGACCACGUCAGCGCAGAGCUGCACGACCAGCUGGGAGCCAGGACUAACUCCUCCACCGCAGAUGUCCCAGAGCAACAUGUACGUCUGGAAGAACCGGUUCUGUCUGAGCCAGAAGGACCCCGAGCCGGUACCGGCUCCAGAAGAACCGGCUCAGCCGCAGGUUCUUCAGAUCAAAGAGGAGCCGGAGGACCCCGAGUUUCCACAGAUCAUAGAGGUGCCAGAAGAACCCGAGUUCCUGCUGGUGAAAGAGGAGCCAGAGGAGCCAGAGGAGCCAGAGCUUCCUUGGGUCCUGGAGGAACCAGAGCUUCCACAAGCUGUGGAGGAGGAGGAGGAGGAAGAGGAGGAGGAGGAGGAGGAGGAGGAGGAGGAGGAGCAGCUUCCUCAGAUUAAAGAGGAAGCAGAGGAUCCGGAGCUUCUGCAGGUCAUCGUGGAGCAGGAGGAGCUGGAGCUCCCCCUGGUGAUCCAGGACCCGGAGGACCCGGAGGACCUGUGCUCCAGCCAGCCUCUCCUCAGCUCUGACGCCACAUUCCGGUGGUCUUAUGAGGAAACUUACUGCAACGAGAAACUCCUGUCCAAAGACUGCGUCCCGGCCCAGAGGCGAGAACCGGCGGGACUCAACCGUGACGAGGGCUCCGCCGGCCGGCGGCGGCUCGGCCCGGAGAACGGAGAGCACGGCGCCCCGGCGGCCCCGUUCCACACCGACAAGACCAAGAAGCCCGUCAAGUGCACCAUGUGCGAGGAGGUGUUCCGAGACCGCUACCACAUGAAGAAGCACCGCCGGGUCCACACCAACGAGAACUGCUGCCAGAUCUGCGGCAAGAGCUUCAGCCACAGCAGCGCCCUCACCAAGCACAUGAGGAUCCACACCGGCGAGAAGCCCUACUCCUGCGACAUCUGCGGCAAGAGCUUCAGCCAGAGCAGCAACCUGACCGGCCACAUGAGGAUCCACACCGGAGAGAAGCCCUACUCCUGCCAGACCUGCGGGAAGAGCUUCAGCCACAGCUGGAACCUGAACGACCACAUGAGGACUCACACCGGCGACAAGCCCUACUCCUGCGACACCUGCGGGAAGAAGUUCAGUCAGAGCUGUAACCUGACCAAGCACAUGAGGAUCCACACCGACGAGCGGCCCUACUCCUGCGAGACCUGCGGCAAGAGCUUCUGCCAGAGCAGCGCCCUGACCAAGCACGUGAGGAUCCACACCAACGAGAGGCCCUUCGCCUGCCAGACCUGCGGCAAGAGCUUCAGCCACAGCUGGAACCUGACCAACCACAUGAGGACUCACACCGGCGAGAAGCCCUACGUCUGCCGCACCUGCGGGAAGGGCUUCAGCCACAGCGGGGACCUGACCCGGCACGGCAGGGUGCACAGCAAGGAGGUGGUGGUCUGGAAGAACCUGUGGAACCAGGCCUGGAGCAACGUGUGCGACGACAAGGCCGUGGAGCCCGGCGGGGAGUAGCUGUGUGUGUGCGUGUGCGUGUGCGUGUGUGUGUGUGUGUGUGUGUGUGUGCGUGUGCGUGUGCGUGGGCAUGUGUGUGUGUGUGUGUGUGUGUGUGUGUGUGUGUGUUAGUGACUAAGGCCCAAUCCCAUUUCACCCCUCAGCCCUCCCCCUUGGCCCCACCCCUCCGUUUUGUGCGUUCAGGUGGAGGGGUAGGGGUGUCCCGACUGUCAUUGGGACGGUGGGGGAGGGGGGGCUAUCCACCCCUCCAAACGGAGAUUCUCCCGAGGCACACUCCAAACGGAGGGGUAUGAUCCAGUGGUGGCCGGUGGCGAGGGGCGGCGGUGGGAGCGCUUGUUUUG